Messenger RNA from Paramuricea clavata, 17218 nucleotides. NCBI's taxonomy places the organism in Eukaryota, Metazoa, Cnidaria, Anthozoa, Malacalcyonacea, Plexauridae. The record is from the annotation of a GenBank genome assembly.
AAAUUCUGAUGAUAAAACAACGAAAAAUGAUGAUAAAACAAGCAAUGCUGAUGAAAAAGCUAUAAUCGUUGUUUUCCACGCGAUAUUAUCUAAUAAAUUUGAUUGGGAUAACGACAAUAAGAUUGUAAUCCGUGGACAAGGACCAGUUUUUUAUGGUUGGAAUAAAGACGGUGUACAUUUCAGCACAGAAAAGUAAGUUGUGAAUUUUGUUUGGUGUCGUAUUAUGUAACUAUGUAGUUGAUGCAAACCCCUCGCCCAAGGAGAUGUUCCUCCUUGUUUUCACCCCCCCCCCCAUUCUUUUUCUUCCCUUCCCUUUGCACCACUGGACAAACAGAGCUGGCUAGCCCUGUUUUUGUUCCUUUAAUUCAUAACAUUGUCCAAACCAUGGCUCAUGCUGUAUAAAAAUGACUCAAUGUUGCAUGCAAAUGGUUACAGCAAGCAAGUCAUGUUAACUUUAUAUUCAUAAUAAAUGUACAACAAAAAUAAUACCAUCUGAUUGGGCCACAAUAUGCCGUCCUACACAGAUAGUGUUAUUGAAACACUCUUUUCCUGCUUAAGCGAUAUCGGACCAAUGCCUAAUGCCAGGUGAAGGCAGUGGCUAUACACUUUAUAUCUAUUGCAUUCUUUUAUGCACCUGAAAUCUCACUAUAACAGGGUGUAUAUCAGAAAAAAGUACACAGUAAUUGGAAAAAGUUCACUAAAGUCAGCUGCGCGCGACAUUUGCGAAAACUUGCAGUAAGUCUAUUUAUUUUUUAUCAGUAAGAAUGAAGCAAUCUGAUUGGCCGAGGAGCCUUUCAGAGCGGGCCGGUUUUUUGCAUCCGGCCCGCUGUGAAACGCAACUGCCCGCUGUGAAAUGCAACUGCCCGGUCUGGUUUUCGCGGAAAAAAAUGAGGAGUGAAACAAUUUUUAGACGAAAAAAUCUGCCCAAAACGUUUGAAAAACGUAGCCUAACGAUAGUCAGAUACGAAAAUGAAUUGCAUCAAGCCCUAAAGACUUCAUACUAAGCACGAUGUACACCAAAAUUGAUAAUUUUUUUAGAGAAAUGCGACUGAAAUUCGGAAAGUUAUUUGACAUGUAUAAAACUUAAUACGCCGAGAAAACUAUAUAUUUUUUUAAAUGCUCAUGUAUUCGGCCACUUAAAAGCGAAAGAAUUACAGCUUAAACUUAAACAGAUAUUGUAAAAGAAAUGUUUUCCCAUUUAAUAAAAGGUUUAACUGCAGCAGUGAAAACAAUCUCGAACAUUUGUGUUAGGCAUUUUUCACUGAUAUAAAAUAUUGUAAACAGACUAAAAGUCUGUGUUUAAAAAGAAUUUUCAAGCAUAUUAUCGUGAAACGACUAGAAAAAAUACAAAAAUAUAAAAUGGCAUACCUUUAAUAUUCAUUGUCACUUUUAGUAGAAAAACGUUGAUUAAAUCAAAACAGAUUCUUUUUCGUCUGUUUUUGAUCGGAUCUGAACAUGAACCUGUCGUUGUCAGAAGCAACUGAAUUUGUCAAAGCCAAAACGCCAGGCUUAAAACUUUUUAUUCCAAAGCUUUUCUGCUACCAUAUUCAUGAAAAAAGCAUGUAAAUUUACUGAAACUAUACGUCUUUUUGUUUGUUUCUUGCCAGUUUUCUCGAGUUUUCGUAUUCGGUCGUGUUAUACAGGGUGUAUCAAAAUAAACGCAAUUCAUCUUUUAUGCUUAAUAACUUUCGAAAUACUAUUUCUAGUUAAACGCUUUUAGGCUUACUUCAAAGCCUGUUCUUUUCUCUUUCAAACAAACUAAUAUCCUUGUCUCCAAUGCUAGUAAUAAUUGCACAGGAAAAGAUUUAGUAAAACCUAUCAUUUUUAGUUGCUGUUUAAUUAUGCAAGUUUACUAUGUUAUUGUUUAGUCGGUUUAAAUGUUAGAAUUUUCUUCUUUAAACUUUAAUGUUGUCGUCACUACAUCUGGAAACCACGUAAGAACAAAUUAAAAGUAUUUUAAAAGAGACCAGGUUGUUUGAAAAUCCAGUAAACGAAUGCUAAAAAUCGUCAAAACAUUCUGGUGUCUGACCCAGAGUGUCAUCGAAUUGCGAUGUAAUGUAAACAGAAAUUAUAGCAAGUUGAUGUCAGUCAGCUUAGAUGGUCCAAGCCAAAAUUAUAUCGCAUUUGAAGUUUCAAACUGAGUUAAAAAUAGUCAAGAAAAGCCGUAAUUAUACUUAUUGUUACAAUCCAUUUAAUAAAAUGCAACAUUUUUUUGUUUUUUAAUGAAAAAAUCAGUUAUUUUCAUGAGAACGAUUUGUUAUUCCAUCUCAAUUUUUUUAAUCUCCAAUCGCAAUAACGUAAAGUAUUAUUACCCGCGAACCAAUGAGUCAAAUUUAAGAGACAACCCACUGUUAGAAAGCUGAAUGGCUACGCUUUAAAAUGAAUGUAAAGUUUAACGUUUUCGUCUAUUAUUUGUUUAGUAAUUUACAUUUCAGUCGAGGAUUGCGCUUUUUUUGAUACACCCUGUAUAUCUUUCAACAUUUCAAUUUUUGUCAGCCUCGCUUUAAAAAUACACAACUGCACUGAUCUCAAAUUAGUUCGCAAGCAACACUGGAAUUUUAAUGAAUUUCAUUUUUGAAUCUGAUAAAAAAUAAACACGUUAUUUACCGGCAGCGUCGGUCAGGAUGAGAAAAACUGGGCCCUCGGUCUUGAAAACGUCCCUCGCCCUUCGGGCUCGGGCCGUUUUCAAGACCUUGGGCACAGUUUUUCUCAUCCGGACCUCGCAGCCGGUAAAUAACAUAUAUGUACUUUAACAUUCUCUGGUACAUCUAUAGUACUAAAAAUAUUUGAAAUGGUAGCGUUUUUAGAGUAAGACCUUGCGCACAAAAAAUUUUCAUCGGAAACAAAAUUUAAUCACACAGAGUGAAAAUAUUGACUGUCUUGCACAAGCUGUCAAAGUUUCAAGAAAUUUGGUGCACGCAUAUAUAGGCCAACGCGGGGUCAUAUUUUGACUGUGUGAUUAAAUUUUGUUUUGGAUGAAAAAUUUUUGUGCGCAGGGCGCAGUCAUAAUAUCAUAACAAUUAGAUUACAUUGAUAUCGAAGGAACUAGACUCAGUUCCGAAAUACCGCAUACUCGAACCGAUCUGACCGCGUAGCUCAGUUGGGAGAGCAUUGUGCUAGUAUUCCAAAGGACGUAGGUUCGAUUCCCACCGUGGCCAGGCAUAUUUUUCAAGCCUGCCCAGUGUGGAUAUACACUCAGAGUAACAUUACAAGCAUCUUAUUCACCUGAGUACAUUACACCAACACAGCAAAUAUCAUGACUAUUAGAUUACAUUGAUAUCGAAGGAACUAGACUCAGUUCCGAAAUAUCACAUACUCGAACCGACUUGACCGCGUAUCUCAGUUGGCGGAGCAUUGGGCUAGUAUUCCAAAGGUCGUAGGUUCGAUUCCCACCGUGGCCAGGCAUAUUUUUCAAGCCUGCCCGGUGUGGAUAUACACUCAGAGUAACAUGACAAGCAUCUUAUUCACCUGAGUACAUUACACCAACACAGCAAAUAUCAUGACUAUUAGACUAGAAAAUACAUGCAUGCAGAAACCCUCGCCUUGCUGACAAAACCAUUGUAUUUUCCGAACAUGAAGUAUCUAAAGUAGUUGUCAUGGUAACACGAUAAUUUUUUAAGAAUAUUCUUACAAAUGAAAAAUAGCCUAAAAAUAUCACUUUUAAUUACAAAAUUAUCAAUUUCCCAACGUAUAUAUGUUAAGUAUGUUAUUAUACGUAACAUAAGCUUCAAUUUAAGGUAAAAUUCAACCACAAACGCUUCGCAAAACGUUUUUAUAAAGUGUUCUUUAUAAAACUAAACUGACUUUAAUUAAAUGGCUUUAUCGAUAAACUUUGAGUUUGCAAUAAAAUGAUUUCAAAUUUUCGCAUGCAAAUAACUUUGCUUUCUUUUUUAUUAAAAAAAUUCUAUAUAAUAAAAAAGGGAAUCAAUAUUAAAGAUACACUAAAAAUUAUAUGCUGUCUUGUUUAGUUGUUUCUUAUACGCAAAGGCCGUCGGGUUUUAAAUCCAUUAUAAAAUCAAUAUUUAAAACAAAUUUACCUUCGUUAACGUCGGCUCCCUUCUUUUAGCCGAUUCUUUCGCCCUUUCUUUAUGAGAAAGCUUUUGAAAUUUACAAAAUCGUGCAAAAAUGCGAGCAAAAAUGAAAUAUAUUUGCAAGAUAUUUAUCAAUCAUCAAAUCAAGAAAUGUUUGAUAUUUCGCUGUCGUCAUGCAGUCGUUAUAAUGCAAACUUUAAAUUGGACCAAUCCGUGUCCACUAUUCAUGACAGUCCGCCAUAUUUUUGAGAUCAGUGAGGAUGACCACCCACCCAACACCGUUGGUCACCCACGCCCGCGAUAAUUGAUGAACUUUCGACUUCGCUAAUGCUUUCGUUUCCCCGGGUGUAAAUAGCUGGGGGAAUUAGUACCCUCGCACGCCGUCAGCUCCGGGAUUACAUUGAUAUCGAAGAAACUAGGCUCAGUUCCGAAAUAUCACAUACUCGAACCGACCUGACCGCGUAGCUCAGUUGGCAGAGCAUUGGGCUAGUAUUCCAAAGGUCGUAGGUUCGAUUCCCACCGUGGCCAGGCAUAUUUUUCAAGCCUGCCCGGUGUGGAUAUACACUCAGAGUAACAUCACAAGCAUCUUAUUCACCUGAGUACAUUACACCAACACAGCAAAUAUCAUAAUUUUAAAAUUGUCGGAUGGUAUUUAUUUUUGUACUGAUACAUAUUCAAACAACACAGACUGGAGGUUUUAAAGCUUCUAUUUUGUAUACCACUCCUUUUGAUAAAGGGUAUCUUAAAAGGAACCAAAAAUGAACCAACAGCUUAAGUUAGAUAGGUAUAAUGAGGUGGCCGGCACAUUUCGAGAAAUGGGCUGCUUAAUUAAAUGUUGACGGUCGGAAACAUGGGCUUUCAAACAAUACAUGCUGGAAAUUCUUUUUUGGUUACAGGUCGAAACUAUUUCCAUUCAAUUGUUUGUUGAGUAAAAUUGUUUAUUUUUGUCAUUCAAAAUACAGAUUUUUUCCCACACACCAAUCACAUCUUUGUUAUUCUCCUGUAUAAGAAAGGUGGUAUAACUAGCCUGUUGCUCAGUCGUCAAUGAAUAGAAGUGCUUGGCGGCACGACCGUGAAGGAAAGCCGGUAACGUUUUCAACUGAUCAGCGUUACUCCAGCCACUUGUACCACACACAUCAAAAUGACGCAGCCAUUGUUGAUAAUCUCCCUUAUAACCAUCAUAAGCCUGGUUCACACGAUGAAAUAAGCAUAAGCAUAAGCAAGCGGAACCUUUGAUGUGCAUAAGCAUAAACAUAAGAAGAACAAAUGUUGCGUUCUUCUUAUGCUUACGUUUAUGCACAUCAAAGGUUCCGCUGCUUGUGCUUAUUUAUGCUUAUUUCAUUGUGUGAACCAGGCUAUAGCGAUCAGGAAUAAAACUCAAGUGUGAACCCCCGAUUCCAUUGCAAUGCGUAUCUGGUUAUACUUGUUUUUAAACUACUACCAAAUUAUGUAACGCGUGCACACACUUUAGUUUCACUGAAACUAUGCUACUACUAAUAAUCUAGUAAGACUGCAUGUAUACAAAUACAUAUAACGCCAUGAAAUCAGAUUACAGUUAUUUUACAUGUCUUUCCUGGGAAAUCCCGCACCUGAAUUGAAUGACGUAUUACUAAUUUGGCUAAUAUAGUCUAUUUUACGCAAUAUUGCAGUUUUUUGUUCAACUUCUUUGCUUCGUUAUAUAUAGUCAGUGGUGUAGAAGAAGGGGGUGGGGGUGGGGGGGGGGCUUGUUAAAAACUCAGGGGGGCUGAUCCUCCUUUGUUAAAAAUUUCAUGCCGGUUUAAGGGGCUAUUCUCCCAAUAUUUUUGCCGAUUGCAUAUUUAUAACCUGGAAAGUUCUUUGCAACUGCAGGGUUGAAAUGAUGCGGCAAUGAUGUUAGCAAUCUGUUCUUGAUUAUGAUAAUACCAUGAAAUAGUUUCGGUAUAUCGGAAUCUUUUAUUUGAAGUUAUUAAAGUACUUUCUUCAAAAAAUGCUAAUUGAAGAAUUACUAGAAUCAAAAAUAAUAAUAGACCUUUCCAUUUUAUCAUGUUGUACCCACUAAUUUAGUGGUUGCACCCUCCACGCCCGGUGACCCUCACGUCUUGUCACCCCGCCCUCCAAUAAUUAAGACCCCCCCUUGUUAUCAUUUCAGUUCUACACCACUAUAUAUAGUAAGCUACAGUUGUAAAAAAGCAAGUUCAUAUACUCUACUGGCGUAGAGCGUAAAAUUUUACUUCACACGGUACUUUUUCCCGACGGAACGACUAUUUGAUAACAUUUUAUGGGUUUGAACGUGCUUUCCCCCAUUAUUUUUGUCAGAAUGGCAAAGUAGAAAAAACAUGUGUCCAUAAUAAUUGUUUUAGCAUAAUUUACUUCGUUUGUUUAGAGAUAUUGACAAACAGUUGCUGGUACACGGUGUGUUCAGCAUCCCACUCCGGCUCGCCUCGUAUAGAUGUGCAUACAAAUAUGUAAUAUUGAGUAAGAAGAAUAAACCUAUGUACGAAGAGCUUGUUGAAUACCAAUCACGGUUCGGAGGCUUUGUCAACCGAUGCCUUGUUAUUGAAGGGAAACAUGUUACAGAAAAGAGUAAGUUUAUUAAAUUAUUAAAUCUUGCAAAAUGCUAUUGAAUAAAUCGAUAGAGUUUCAGACAGAUUAAAUUCAAAGCUAAAGGCAAUCAAAGCAAAGAUCAACAAGUGAUACAUUAUUUUACGAGUGCUUGUUUUAUCCGAAUUUCACGAGAAACCAUCCUAUUACAUAUUAAUAAUAUGCUUAAAAAUGUUCGAGACAAUUGUAAUUUAAGUUGAUUCAGCAAACCGUCCACUGACAAAGUUUGCCUACUGUGUUAUAUCACAUUAUACAACGCUAACGGCUUGAAAAUUCCACUCAAUUAUGUAAGUUUUUAAGAAAAUACAAAAUAACAGUAACUCCGAAUAACAUUUUGAUUUUUACAUAUUCGAACAUUUUCAACACAUAAAAUCCCUUACGGAACUUUCACCUGACUCAACUAACCCUAUAAACACUAAUUUAACUGAACUAAUAUUUAGAAAUUGUAAAAUAAUUGAUAGGUCAGACCACUGGUCUCUGUUGUUAUUCAAGGAGUCUCUUGCUAUACGCAGACGAAAACCUGAUCUCAACCAUGGUGCGAAAGCUUCCAAAGAACUUCCCAUAUUUCAUUAACUGGCAUUUAAGCCCCGCCUUUCUCGCUUUAUAAUAGCUACUUCUGUAAUUUUACACUAUUAUUAAUCCUAAGGAUGACUACAAACUAGUCGGAACGUCGAUUAAAAAUCAAAAUGUUAUUCGGAGUUACUGCUAUUUUGUAUUUUCUUAAAAUACUGAGUGGUUCCCGUAAUUAUGUAAGUUUGUUAGUCUUGUUAAUAAGGGAAAGUCUUUUCCAUUUUAAAAGUAGAUAAAAGUAUUUUCUACCAUAAAACUCAACUUUUCCUUUAUGUAGCGCGGCCGCCAUGUUUUUUAAGCAAUUGGUGACCGUUACUUGAGAACUGCAUUAAGCUUAUUGGUUGAUUUUAGAUCUCAUUAUUUUUCCACCAAUCAGAUCAAUUUCUUACAUUUUUUGCACUGGUGUUACAGAAUUUUGCACUGCUGUUUGAAAUUAACUGCACUGAAAUCAACCUAUUACAGUCGAGUAACAUUUUUAUGUAUAUUAUUAUUUUAUUAAAAUUAUGCACUAAACAUUACUUGGCGAUUGAGAAGCACAGACGAAAAAUUAUAAGUGAAAUGCAGUCAUGACCAAGUAGUAUUACACUCAUUAGUCUUAAGCGCGUGUUAUGUAACGUACAAAGAGUCUCCCCUUUAUAUUAUCUUAUUAUCAUACACUGUUUGCCAACCUUCCUCGUUUUAGAAAUCUUUCACAAGUAUGAUGGAUUUAUAUAUCCCAAACCGGGAGCAAUAUCAUGGGUUUUUUCAUCUGCACCUGCAAUAAGUGACAGAAAAGCUUUCUUUCGAACAUUUUUUCCGAAGUGGAGCGGAUUUUACGUAAAUUCGUUUGAUUCCAAAAUCGAACUAGCGGAAGCACUACAUAGCCUUGAAUGUUUGGUGGAAGGGACUUCCGCUGAUAGGACAUCUACCUCUGGAUUUGUUGAACGUCGUAUUGUUGAUUCUCGGAAACUUAGGCUUGGUGAGGUAGGUGUGACAAACCUAUUAACUAACCUUCGAAACGUCGAAGUUCUGCUUAUAUUUUUAAGGUAGUUGUAUAUCCUUGACACCGCAGCUCUUUGCCACUGGUAACCACUACCUAACAUGCAGUGUAACUGAUUGGCUAGAAGCUUACCAUAAACUAAGAUUUUGUUGGCAUCUCACUCGAUUGAAUAACAGUUGAAGGGUCUUGUAGAUGGAAAUUAUCGAGUGGAAAUUUAAUUAAAUUCAUUUAUUGGACCUAACCAGGAACAGCUGCGAAAAAUGCAACUACAGGUCCCUGGCAGGAAUUGAACCUGCGGCCCUGCGAUUCCGGUGCAGCGCUCUAACCAACUGAGCUACAGAGGCCAGUUGUCGAGCUCUAACCACAAGUUUAUGUAUAUAUACUAGGGUAAUGCCAUGUUUAGGUUAUGGGAAAAUGUAUAUAAAUUUCCACUCGAUAAUUUCCAUCUCCAAGACCCUUCAUCUAUUAUUGAAUCGAGUGAGAUGCCAACAAAAUCUUCCAGCUGAUCUCAGCGAAAAAUUUUAACCAAUCAGCGCGCAGCAGGGACUCCUCAAAUAGAAAUCCAUACCAUGCGGCCGCGCGCGCUUGCAAAAUAAAUAUGGCGGAUAAAAUCGUAGCUAAAAAUUAUACGUUUAAAGGAAUUUAAUGUUUUAAGUUACUUAUUACUCACGUUUCACUCUUCGUGGUGGUUUCUGGAUGAUGGUAGACACUUUUUAAGCAGACUUCUUUUCAGGAGAUCGCGAAAUCUCUUCUCUAUACCACCGAAGGUCUCAACAAUGUGUUGUGUGCUGGAAUCAUAUUCUUGGGCAUGAUCUCGGAGCUGCUGCGAAAUAGCAAGCUGUGCAGCACGUACGAGCGUUGGAUCGCGUAAAAGUGGGAGACGAUCAUGAGGGUUCUCACCUUUGGUGGGAUCAAAACCGGGGUAAUCUUUACAAAUGCCAGAGCGAAAGGGAGAUUUAAGUGAUGGUAUUUUUUCCAGAUUUUGCUGCAGAUUUUCAGGUGAGAUGUGAUAGAUAAAACCAAUACUUAAACGAGAAGAUCUACUGCUAGUGAUGUUGUCGUUAGAAGAGGUAACUUGCCAGAUACGAGAACUUUCUGAUCUCUUUUCAAUGCAGGGAGAACCAAGCACAUCUGCUGUCAGAACUCCAUCAGCUAUUUCAAUUCCCAUGACUUUGUUGAAAGGAACAUCAAUUCUGUAUUUUGUUAUGCUAUCAUUGCCUGUAGAUGGAUGGUGUUAGCCAGUCAUUUUUUCAUUCCGAUAAUUCAUGUAGAAUUUGACAUCAAAUUUUUCCUUCGACACACGGGGAUCAACCCUAUUCCACACAACUGAUUUUGUUCCAUUGUUUAAAGUGGCUGAUUCCAAGUGGCAAGAUAUCACACCAGUUCGACCCUCAAGUGACUGCACAUAUUCAGCGGCAGAGUCUUUAUCGACAGAUAUUGCUGGAACUGGAUUAUUCUGGCCAUAUUCCCAAAGGUCAUCUCUCAGUGCUGUACAUUUGUUAUAUCAACCAUCCGGAACUUUGGUAUUUGCAAGGCAUGCUAUUUCAUCUGGUCCAAUGGGUAGCCGUGCUACAACAUCAUCUUCAUUGGCUUCAUUCAUUGGAUUGGAAAGCUUUAGAGAAAUAAUAUAUGGAGUGGGUAAUCAACCUAUUGUCGUAUUUAUGAAUUAUCCAGAAUCGAUAAAAAAAUGAAUAUUACCAAUUGGUCAUCUUGUUCUGAUGGGCCAGCAUUGUUUUGAUCAAAGUUAACCAAAUCACAGCUAUCAUCAUGAAACUCAUUAUCAAAAGGUAGCUAUAACAAAUUUUAAUAAUUGACAACUACAGGUACCUUAAAAUCUCAAUCGUCUAUGAAGUUCCCUUGGGAGCUAUUUAAAUUAAGGCAGGCACAUUUGUGAGUGCUGUUGGAAAAGAGAUCACCUGGUUAUACAGAGAUAGGCUUAUCGACUUAGCGAGUAAGAAAAGUUGCAAACGAGUGUGCAUCUAAGCCUUAUGUUAAGUUAGAGUACCGGUAAGGCUUAUAAAAAGUUGCACUAUGUUGAUCAAAAGUUUAUAAAGUGCUAUACUUUUGGUUUCUUUCUCUAGAUUCAACUGGGUACACGGAUAUUUACAUCGAAGCAAAAGGACAGUAUUUUUGCAAUACAUCUGAUCAUACUGCAACUGUUGUGGAAAAAACAAUUACUGUUAAGGAUAGUUGAUUUAUCUUAUUGUUUACCAGUAGGUAACCUACUCUCUUGCAGCCGCUCUUUGUGUUGUCACUGUAUUCCGCCCUAUGAAUGACUGCAAGGGAGACCAGCUUACUGGUGAAUAAUAUAUUCCGUUAUUAUAUUCCUCCCCACAACAUUCCUUUCCUGCUAAACCAAUCACAGUGUUCCUUGUAAAAUUAUGUUGGAAGCUUUUAAAAUUGGGGCAACUUGUUCUGGGGUUUUGAUAACCAAGCUGGGAUUGGCUAAUUGUGAGCAGCCACUUGUGAGGAGGAAUAAAGUGACGACACAAACAGUGGCUGUGAGGGAGACUCCCAGUAGGCAGGCAUUGGGUGACUAAGUAUUUUAUAAAGAAGAGAAAAUUUUUGCAGCAGAAAGGUCUGGUGCAAGAUUUUGUCCUUGUUUGCUAUGCAACACGCUUCAAGGAAUCUAUCCACUUUUCCUGUGAUCCGCUUACCCCUAUAGAUACAUGCAGGCAAGCAUUUGUAUGUGAUGAGGCUAUUAAAUAUGAGCAAUCCCCCACCAAGUGUAGAGCAUUGUAACUUAAUGGUAAAAUAUUAACCUUAAUAGCAGGGCCGUCGCUACCGGCGUGAGUGUGUGUGUGUGUGCGGGUGAAGCCAAGAAUAUUCCAGCGGUUACCCCCCAUUUGAAUAGAUGGCGGCCAUGUUGGUCGUUCCCACUUGCUAAUAAACGCUUAAACAACAAUAACUUUCAUCAUUUUAAUAGUUUAAAAACGUAUUUGGAAUAGGGUUAACUUAAUGUUUAAGUUCCCUGUUUAAGAAAUAGAAAACAUACGAAUCUUCUCAUUCCAUGGGAACGACCUGAGACUGCAAUCACGGCUUCAAUUUUUGAAUUGCAGAAUAAUUAGAUGCACUAUCUAGUGUAUAUAAGAUAUCUAUGGGUAAACUACGAACCAAUUGUUAGUUUUUACUGGAGGUUGAAUAGCUCAAGAUGUAAAAUCCGAGACGUUUGAAGUUAAAAUCAGGUAAAUGUUGUAAUUUUCAAGCAAAAUUUGGGUAAUAAUGUCGAUAUUUUUGUGAAAUGAUACCUAUUUUUGCAUACAAGUUUAUGAGAAUUGGACUUUGUGUCAGGAAAUCGUGCUUGUCCAGAAAAUGUUUUGACCAGGGGGGAUUUAAAUUUCUGGUGAAUUUGUAAAAUUUAUGUAAAAAUCGUCUCACAGCCCCUCCCCACUUUAGAUGCUUUGUUUUUCAAAGUGGCACAUGUAUAGGAGAAAAACAUUGUCUGAAUAUUGUUAUUUUGUAAACUCAAGUUUAUAUCCAUGAAAUAGGUAAUUAAUUCAAGACAAUAUCCAAUUUCAACUGUAUUUCAAAGUCUAAAUAUCAACUUAAUUUUUCUGGGGUUUUUUCAACUAGUACUUGUAUCUUGCGCAGAUGCAAACAAUAUUCAGAGCAUGUUUUUUUCUAAUAUUUGUUGAAAAUGUCUGCCAUUGUGAUGGCAGAAACUUCCCUGCUACCUGGCUGUUAGUGCUAACUUACCAAUUGCACACAUGCCAAUUUGUACUGACAACGUUUCCACAGAUCUAAUGGCAAGAUGCAUUGCUCCUGGAAAAUAAUCUUGCAUAUCACAGUUAGUAAGAUUUACCCGCCUAAGAUGUUUUUUGCAAAUUCUGAUCUUGGAACUGGGGUUUUCUCUUUCAUCGAAUUCUUCUCUGCUUCCUUUGUGUCUUGAACUGUCCAGACUGGGCCAGUAGAGAUAACCAACAUGUUACCCAACAAGGUGAUGUGUUCAAGAGCAUCUGGGAUUGGGAAUGUGGAUCUUGAAGAACUAUUGCCUGUGUGAAUCCGACGCUGUUUGCCAUAUGCGCAACUUCUGUACUACACUUGGAUGGGACUUUCACAUUUGGAAGAAUCAAUUUCUUUCAACUGAGCAUACUUUUCAUACAAUCCUCCAAAGCAUUUCUUGAUUGUGUCGUAAUCGUCUGGACCAAGGUAUACGCCAGCUGUAAUGACUAGUCGGUUAAGGUUGUGGCACUCAACAACUUUCAGACGCGAGGUGUUGAUGCCAGUGAAAUACCUUGACAACUUUAACCAUGGAGCCAAAUAAGUGAACUGGUAUACAAGCACUUUGGUCUCGGGUGCAAUUUCAGAUAUCUUGAUAGUCGGGCGAGAGAGUAGAUAUUCCAAAUACUUAGCAACAUUAACCUUUGCAACAACCACAUCAUCAUGGACUUCGAAAUUCAAUCCUAUCAGCUCUGUCAGUUCUUGUUUCUUGUUUCUUUAGGCGUUGUACAGUAAGGGCCGGCUUUGGGUGGAAUGACAUUGACACCAAGCACUGCUGAAAGAUACUUUCCCCAGGUGUUUCGCAGAACAUCUUGCAGUUGUUUUUGCCUAAUAGAAAAUGAACCAACAAUUCCCGAUGCAAAUUCAAGAAAUUUGUCUUUGUUCUUUUCAAAAACAAGUGGCAUAAAUCCUUCCCUGAAUAUCUUUCCAUUCUUAGCUUCAAGUAUAGCACUGCACAGUAACGUCUUGUUAAUAAAUUAUCCAGCACAAAGUUUACCAUAUCGUUUAAAGUGGGCAUUCCAACCAAAUUCACAGCAACACUUUCUUCAACAAUUGGUUUCAUCUCAGGAUAGUUAUCAUACAACAACUGUUUUAAAGCAUUAAAAUCUCGCAGAAGUUUCGUAGUGUUUACACAGCCAUUUGAAGUAUUCUUUCACAAAAGAAACUCCCAAGGACUUACAUGGUGAACAACAGGCUGCAGAAAAUGCUCUUUCAUUUCUUCCACACUUAGACAACUAAUAAAAGCUUUUACUCUUGCAGAACGGGUUCCUUCGCUAAUAUUACUCGGCAGAAAUACUUCGCUAACAAGCUCUAUGGCACUCGUUUUUUUCUUAUUUUCUAAAUUCUCCGCCUUGUUUUAUUGGUUGGCUCGAUAAUGGCGCAAUAAAUUAUUGUAGGAACCGCAAUCUUUCUUGCAUUCAGGGUAUUCACUAUUCACAGCGAAAAUUGAUUGAAGAGGAAGUCAUUUUGAAAUAUUUAUCGAUAGGCAGAUGUUUGUAAAGCCCACCAAAACUCAGUAUAUGUUCGAUUUAUGACUUGCCCACGCUUUUACUCUUAAAAUUGGAUUGAAAACAUCACAAACCAAAAAAGAAUUAUAGAACAGAAAUAUUUAUUGAAAUACCUUAACAAAACAGAAAUCGGCAUCUUAAAAAAGCCUAAUUUUAUAACAAUAUUUAGUUAUCACUAGCCUGUUCAUGUCCGAAUACAAGUCCGACAACAAUAAAUAUGCAUAAAAUCAACGCGAUUUCAGUUCGUAUCCAGUUUAUUUGUCUUUCAGGUGAACCAGGAACCCAUUAAUGUCUUGUAUCUCAUUUCUUUUGUCGAUUCGUACAAAAAAUCACGAAAGAUCAACCAAAAUAUGAACAAAACAUCGCCCUUUGCUGCAUCGGCCGAGAAAAUUUUAGCAAAACAACGCCCGCACGGAUUUCUGGUAUGGACUUCUAUUUGCGUUGGAAAUCAUGCUUUGCGAGCUUAGCGCGAGAUCAGCUGGUUGAUAAUUACGCAUAACCUAUACAUGCCAGUACCCUAGUAUAUAUAUACAAUCAUGAACUUGUAGUUAGAGCUCGACAACUGGCCUCUGUGUGUAGCUCAGUUGGUUAGAGCGCUGCACCGGAAUCGCAGGGCCACAGGUUCGAUUCCUGCCAGAGACCUGUAGUUGCAUUUUUCGCAGCUGUUCCUGGUUAAGUCUAAUAAAUGUAUAUACAUUUCCACUGAAUAAUUUCCAUCUACAAUACCCUGCAACUGCCAUGAACUAACAUUAUUACUAUCCAAUUGACUAGAAACUUAACAGGCAAGAAUAAACUCCACUAUAACAACUCGCAUCCCCACACUGUAUCUCCUGUGCAGGUACAAAAGGUAUCAUUGGACAGCUAAAAUAACGGCUGAAUCUUGCUGCUGUGUAAACAUUUUAUCGAUGAACUCAUUGUCUAACGCGCGCAAAACUGCCAAAAUUGGAUUACCUUUUUUGAUACACUCUGUAAUAUAGGGAAUUAAAAAAGUUAACUAAAGUGUAUUAUUAUAUGGUUUUUCAAAAUUCUCUAUUCAGAUUGGUUGAAAAGCGCGGUCCGUAAAAACAAUAUCCAGACCGUGGUCCGUAUUUUCCGUAUCUGGACCGGUGUCCAGGAUGUCGUUUAUCUAGCGGGAAAUUUUUGCUUUGCAAACAAAAAAAAUGUUUCUUUUUAAUUUUCCAAUUGUGUGUCAUUAAAAUUUACAGAUAAAAAUUUCAAACAACCAGAUUAUUUUUGAUUGAGCAUGCAUGCCUACCGUAUAUUGUUACCCAUUGAAACUGACGAUAACGCGAAAAGCAUAUGCUCACAGACUCAGUUCAGCCAUAUAAUAAUCCGAUUAUUGACCUCGCUUGUUCGGUCUGUACUGUGAAAUAUCAGACCUCUGUUUUUUGCAUGGACCUCGCUCCUUCGUCGCUCGGUCGAUACUAAAAAACCUCAAUCUGAUAUUUCAUAGUACAGACCUCACGCUCGGUCAAUAACCCUUUAUUAUUACUCACAUAGGGGCAAAAUCGUCCGGACACUAUCACAUAUAUUUGUGUACAUUCAUCGUGUUUCUUUUCAUAAAUAUAUCUCCAUCGCCAAACAGAUAAAAUAGCAAUCAAUCGGUGUCGUGAUAGAUCUUUCCUAUAAUUUGGAUAACAAGUAAAAUUUUACCAGCACAUUUUAAAUUUUUUGAUACUUCGUUUAUUUAUCAUUGUCAGUCCUUGCAAUAAUCUGCCGUUGUUUCCUUUUCAAUUCUUGCAAACAUUAAGUAUAUAUAAUUUACGCAUGUUGUAUUUAAUAAUGAGUAUAGUAUAUGUAUAGAGACAUUUAAAAUGUUGUUUGAGAGUCACGCUCUUCAAAUUGGUAAGGGCGCCUGGCUAUAUUUGAAUCGCAUUAUAUGCUUUGGAGAAUGUCAAUUGAACGUCGUGAACCUAAGGGAUAAAAAAAUUUUUGUUGCACGCGUGAUGAUGUCUGGAUGAUUUUAGCCGAUUGUAUAUUCCCUGGGAAUUUGUUAAAGAAUUAAGAUGACAAUUACAUUGUGUUUCUUGCUUGUAGUGUAUUGAGCAGAUUUUGAUGCCGAAAGUGAUGAAAAAUUUGGAGGUUUUGGAAAGUGACACAAACGUUGGGAGAGUUAGAGUUCAUGCGGUGAUUUCAUCAGUAAUAAUAGCUUACGUGUUUACUUUGAAUCAUGUUAAUUUGAAAGCUGAGCAGUAUGACAUUUUAUUGAAGUCUCUAAGGAUACCUCCAGACGAGGAAGUAUGUUCCGAAUUUGCGAAGAGUAUUAAUGAGUUUGAUGACAAAAUUUUAAGGUACCUACCACUACAAAUUUUAAAUUUGACCAAUCCAUGUUCGCUAUUCAUGACAGUCCACCAUAUUUUUGAGAUCAGUGAUGAUGACCACCAACAAACGGUGAACGGUGACCCAUAGCCAUGCGCCCACGAUUAUUGAUGAACUUUAGACUUCGCUAAUGCUUUCCUUUUCCAAGGGGAAAAUAGCUGUGCGGAAUUAGUACCCUGCUACGCCCGGAACGGCGCUCAGCGCCGUUAGCUCUGGGAUAAUACAUGUACUAGAAAAUACAUGCAUGCAGAAACCCUCGCCUUGCUGACAAAACCAUUACAUUUUCCGAACAUGAAGUUUUUAAAGUAAUUGUCAUGGUAACACGAUAAUUUUAUUAAGAACACUUUUAAAAUUGAAAAAUCCCCAUAAAAUAUCAAUUUUUAUUGCAAAAUUAUUAAUUUCCCAAACAUAUAUAUGUUACCUAUGUUAAUAUACGUUACUGUACGUAAUAUAAGCUUCAAUUUAAUGUAAAAUUCAACAACAAACCCUUUGCAAGACGUUUUAAAAUGUUCUAAAAACUAUAAACUGCCUUUUAUCGAUAAACUUUGAGUUUGAAAUAAAAUUAUUUCAAAUUCUCGCAUGCAAAUAACUUUGCUUUCCUCUUUGAAUAUAACAUAAAAGGGUAAUCAAGAAAUAUACACUCAAAUUACAUGCUGUCUUUUCUCAUUACACGCAACGAUCAGUUGAAGCAAUUAUAAAGCAAACAAUACAUCAAUAUUUAAAACAAACUUGCCUUCAUUAACGUCGGCGUCUUUGCUCUUUCCUUUUAGUAAGCCUAUUGGCUGUUUUCUUCUCAAAACAGCUUUUGAAAUUUACAAAAUCGAUCUUCCAAAAAUAAAAUAUAUUUGCAAGAAAUGUUGUUAUUUCGUUGUCGUCAUGCAGUCGUUCCAAUGCAAAUUUUAAAUUUGACCAAUCAGCUGGUUCACUAUUCAUGACAGUCAGCUAUAUUUUGAGAUCAGUGAGGAUGACCACCAACGAACGGUAAACGGUGAACCAUAGCCAUGCGCCCACGAUUAUUGAUGAACUUUAGACUUCCCUGAAUUGGUACCCUCGCCCCGGGCUUACGCACGGAACGGCACUCGCUGUUGGCUCGGGGAUAAUCUUCUGGAAUUUACUUAAUGACGUCACAAGAUUUAGGGCUAGGAUUGUUAGGGUUAUAUAAGGUUAUACUUGGGGUUAGAGACAUUAAAAGUUGAUUCCCAGUUUCAGUAAAAUUAAAAAAAUAAAAUAUGUCUGCAAUUUAAUUUAUUUGACGUGCCACAUUUAUUCGCUCAUAUCUCUUUUAUAUGUAGUUCCUUGAACAAGAUAAUCCUUGAGUUUUAUCAACAGUCAUCAAAGACAUCUCUUGUUGUUAACUGGCUACCUGCUUUGCCUUUGUUGCAUUUUCUGCGGGGAGAAUCAAAGCCAUUUGAGGAUGUAAAUUGCGAAGAAUCCGUUGGUACCACAAAUUGGAAAUGGUGGGGUUGGCAGGAUUUACCAUAUAGAGAUAUUCGAAGGCAUAUCACUGAAAG